Messenger RNA from Brassica napus (rape), 875 nucleotides. RefSeq lists its product as uncharacterized. The record is from RefSeq and is a predicted model, not a curated record. The transcript has 4 exons. Bases 287 to 730 code for a protein of 147 amino acids. Lineage: Eukaryota; Viridiplantae; Streptophyta; Magnoliopsida; Brassicales; Brassicaceae.
UUUUCUUCUAAUAACACAUACUUUCUUGUUAUCAGUAUUAUCUUCUCCUACGGGUAUAAAUUUUUGCCCUUAUUUAAAUUUCUCAAUACUAUAAAAUCAUAAUUUAUUUUAUAACAAAUAUUUUAAAAUUGAGGAGUCCAACCAAACCAAAGUGUAAAAUUGAUAAGAAAAAGAAAAAAAAAAAUCUAAAAGUCAAACAGCUGUUUUUAUUAGAGUCUGUAGAAGAAGAUUGAUGAUUCUUCAUCAUAAAAUGAGCAAAGUUUUGUGAAACCCACACAAUUGGAGAAUGGAUCAUCAUCAUCAUCAUAAUCAAUGGCGAAUGAGAUUAUCUUUCAAGAACGCCACAAUUGCUCUCACGCUCGUCAAUCUCCUCAUCUUCCUCUUCCUCCUUCAGGGCUUUUUCUCUUCCUCCUCUCGCCGACCCGUUUCAGCUCAGCUUCGGUAUGUGAAGGAAGCCGAAGAGAUUAGACUCAAGAUGCAACCUUUAGAGCUUAUCAAAAGAGUCCGAGAAAUCGAACAUGAGUCAUCUGCUGGACAAGAAACAGAGCAGGAGAAAGAUGUGAAGCAGAACGCAGCCGUUGAUCUCUCUAAACGCCUCAAAGAUUUCCGCUCGCUUAACGAUGCCUCAAGCUUGAAAGCAUUGGAAGAAUGGAGAAAGCGGAAAAUGGAACGAGCAAGACAACGUGAUCUUGAGAAAACCGGAGGUCUUUCUUCAUCCAAAACAUCAUAAAGACACACUAACUAACCCUCAAGAAGAUAUCAAUAUAUUAUCAUGUAUGCUGCUACUAUAUAACUUUUAUGUCUCAUAAAACAUUUGUAUAGUGUAAUACACAUACAAAAAAAUGCUUUAAAGGUCGAAAAAUGUUUACACCAAA